CGCCUGUCUCCCACAUCCGACAAUGCGCUCGCUACUGUUGACCGUGCUUUCGACGCUGGCCGUGCUCCUAGCAGCCAUCGAAGCUGUCUCGCCCAACGCUCCCAACCUCGAAGCCGUGACGAAGAAUCGGAAGUACACCCUGACGUCUAAAAUUCAACCAUCGUCGGCUGAAUAUUCCGUCAAUGAAAAGAGGAACUUGCGGACUGACAUCGGAAACAUGGGCAUGGAAGCUUUCAAGACAGACGAUGAAGAGCGACUGCCCUCUAUCUCAACAAUUGUGGAGAAAAUAAAGGCCUUUCUCUAUGGAUUCAAGCUCGGGUUUUCUCCUAAAACAGAGUCAAAGCUGGUGCUGCGCUACGAGGAAAAGCUUUUUACCAAGAUUUACAAUGCCAAAGAGACGCCUGAAAGCCUAAGAGCCAAGUAUAUGGGUCGGAGAGGCAAUGUCGUAAUCGAGAGAUUUGAUGCCUGGUACAAGAAAAAGGUUGCUGCAAACGAAUUGGCACCCAAUUGAGGAUGACUAGACAAGAACAGUUUUUUUUUUACUGCGCGAGCAAUAUUGACGGGGGGAAAUUGUUGCAAACAUGUUUUCUUCAAUUUUGUAUACCACAUCACAGAAUUGCAGCCCCACGAUGUUCAUAGAAGUCGAGUCAUUUGAUCAUCAGAAAACGUAGCAGGGUAGUUUAAAAAAAAA
This is a messenger RNA of Phytophthora nicotianae INRA-310, 691 nucleotides long. RefSeq lists its product as hypothetical. The coding region runs from base 23 to 511 and encodes 162 amino acids. The transcript has a single exon. NCBI's taxonomy places the organism in Eukaryota, Oomycota, Peronosporomycetes, Peronosporales, Peronosporaceae. The record is from RefSeq and is a predicted model, not a curated record.